Molecule: messenger RNA, 855 nt
Organism: Pyrus x bretschneideri (Chinese white pear)
Lineage: Eukaryota; Viridiplantae; Streptophyta; Magnoliopsida; Rosales; Rosaceae
Product: zinc finger A20 and AN1 domain-containing stress-associated protein 3
Exons: 2
Coding region: 179-685 (168 amino acids)
Molecular function (GO): DNA binding; zinc ion binding
Source: RefSeq, a predicted model, not a curated record
AAAAAAAAAAAGAGAGAAAAAGGAGAGGAAUUUUGUUUCCUCUGAGGACCAGGAAUCCCAAUCGCCAAGGGACCGCCUGGUUUUUCUUUUUUCCUUCCUUUCGGUUUGUUCUUCCCAGAAAUUGUGAUUCUGCGAUCACCUUCUUAAUUCGAUUUCCAAACAGAAAAUUGAGAUCGUAAUGGCGGAAGAGCAUCGUUGCCAGGCACAGCAGCUAUGCGUCAACAACUGCGGUUUCUUCGGAAGCCCGACGACGCAGAACUUGUGUUCCAAAUGCUACCGUGACUUGCAGCUCAAGGAACAACAGGCGAUCGCUCUCAACCAAACUCUCAUCUCCUCUUCCUCUUUCGCUUCUCCUUCCUCGUCCUUCUCUCCCUCUCGUCCGUUUUCGUCCCCGCUGAACUCCGUCUCACCCGCGCACAAGGCACGGGUGGAGCGCGUGGUCGAAGCGAAGGAGGAAGAGGAGAAGGAGGCCGCGCCGUCGGCGGGGGCGCAGGCGAACAGGUGCACGACGUGCCGACGGCGCGUGGGGUUGACGGGGUUUAAGUGCAGGUGCGGGAUGACGUUCUGUGGGACCCACAGGUACCCGGAGCAGCACGCGUGCGGGUUCGAUUUCAGAGGGAUGGGGAAGGAGCAGAUCGCCAAGGCCAACCCGGUUGUGAAGGCGGAGAAGCUGCAUAAGAUUUGAGAGGAGGCGGCCGUUAAUAUCAUUAUUUCCAGGGUUGCCGUGGUCAUUUUACUUUUCGUGGUGUGGGAAAUUUGGGUAGGGGAUGGUUGGCUGAUGGUGUGGGUGGGAUAAUGCUAUUGCUUGGUCUUUGUAAAAAUUUAAUCAUAAUUUAAUGGUUUCCGCUUUUUUUC